AUGAGUUUUGAAUGCCAACAUUGUGGACUUAGAAAUAAUGAAACACAAUUCGCAGGACCAAUACCAGAAAAAGGAUGUUCGUACACAUGUACAGUUGAGACAAAACAAGAUCUAGAUCGUCAAUUGGUAAAGUCGGAAACUUGUAUAAUAAAAUUAUUAGAGAUUGACUUGGAAAUGCCAUCGACAAAUCAAAGUGGUAAAUUAUGCACAAUUGAAGGAAUUAUUACCAACAUCAUCGAAGAUUUAUCAAUCGGUCAGAUAGUAAGAAAAGAGUUGGAACCUGAAACCUAUGAAAAAAUUGAUUUGAUAAUAAAAAAAUUGUCGGUUAUCAAUUGCGAGGUUUUACCCGUAACUUUGAUAUUGGAUGAUCCUCUUGCAAACAGUUACAUACAAAAUCCAUAUGCUCCAGAUCCAGAUCCAAAUAUGGAAAUUGAAAUGUAUGAAAGAACAUGGGAACAAAAUGAAUUUUUAGGUUUAAAUGAUAUGAACGUGGACAAUUAUGAAGAAAGCAACAAAAAUCAAUAA
Molecule: messenger RNA, 525 nt
Organism: Entrophospora sp. SA101
Lineage: Eukaryota; Fungi; Glomeromycota; Glomeromycetes; Entrophosporales; Entrophosporaceae
Source: the annotation of a GenBank genome assembly